Molecule: messenger RNA, 549 nt
Organism: Amphimedon queenslandica
Lineage: Eukaryota; Metazoa; Porifera; Demospongiae; Haplosclerida; Niphatidae
Product: chromatin modification-related protein MEAF6-like
Exons: 1
Coding region: 22-504 (160 amino acids)
Cellular component (GO): histone acetyltransferase complex
Source: RefSeq, a predicted model, not a curated record
GGUUAUUAGAGACAUUUCAAAAUGGCGGCCAGUUCACAACAGCAGCAGCAGCAGCAGUUAGACACUAGGGCUGAGCUUGCUGAGCUUUUAAAGAGGAAGAGUGAGCUCUCAGAGAGUCUGGCUAAUCUAGAGAGACAGAUAUACGCCUUUGAGGGAAGCUAUCUCGAAGACACACUCGCCUAUGGUAAUGUCAUCAAAGGUUGGGAUGGAUACCAGAACCAGCUAAGAGCUCAACAAACUAAAACCGAGAGAAAGAGAAAAAAGUUCUCGGACUCUGAUAGACUUUUUUCUCGAUCGUCGGUCACCUCGCAGGCCAACGCAACCAAUCAUCGUCGAUUUGACGGAGAGACAUUUCAUGAAGACAUCUCUUUGCAGGAUUCCAUUGAAGAUAUGAGUGACACUCAUUCGCAGUGUUCUACGCUAAGUCAAGAGCAGUCUCAGAGGGGGCUCAAGGACUCCAGGAUAUCAUCACAGAACAAGAGAAGAAAAAUAAAACACAAAUAAAACUUUUUAUAUAGCUCAUUAUUAUUCAUAGAGUAAUAAAAUUAA